Messenger RNA from Physella acuta, 2050 nucleotides. Its product is annotated as phosphoglycerate kinase. Gene Ontology annotation, molecular function: ATP binding; ADP binding; phosphoglycerate kinase activity. Gene Ontology annotation, biological process: gluconeogenesis; glycolytic process. Gene Ontology annotation, cellular component: cytosol. The record is from RefSeq and is a predicted model, not a curated record. Lineage: Eukaryota; Metazoa; Mollusca; Gastropoda; Physidae.
AAUACCAAACCUACUGACCAAGCAUACAGUCAUCAAAGUUACCAGGAUAAAUGAGUUUUAGGCCUACUCUGAAAUCUGAAUAAUUUCAAAAUUUGAACUGAAUUUGUAUUAGUAAACUCAACCAUACUGCUAUGUGCAGUGCAGACUAAUGGAACACGACUUUUCUUCCUUCAUGUCCUCAUUCACAAUACUGAGAAAGUACACUGAAAGACAAGAAACAUCGAUUUUUUUGGCAGCUGCAUUAUAAACAUAGGACUUUAGAAUUUUUCUUCAAUAUCAAUACAGUAAUUUAAAAAAAAAAUGAAUAUCACAGACAUUAAAAGAAAAAGUCAUAUUCCUGCUCAGCAGAUAUCAACUUUUGCAAAAUAUGAGGCAGUACUUGCAAGCAUGAAUAAACUAAGCAUUGACAAGGUUGAUCUGAAAGACAAAAGAGUUUUAAUCAGAGUUGAUUUCAAUGUUCCUGUUAAAGAAGGAAAGAUCACCAGCAAUCAAAGGAUUGUAGCUGCCCUGCCGACUGUUAAGUAUGCUUUGGAGAAGGGUGCUAAAGCUGUGAUUCUGAUGUCUCAUCUCGGCAGACCUGAUGGUCGCCCAGAUCCAAAGGCUAGCAUGAAGCCGGUUGUUGGUGAACUGGAGACAUUGCUAGGAAAGAAAGUCACGUUUCUUGAAGACUGUGUUGGCUCAAAAGUUGAAGAUUUUUGUGCGAAUCCACCAGCAGGUAGUGUCAUUCUGCUGGAGAAUUUAAGAUUCCAUUUAGAAGAAGAAGGCAAGGGCUUAGAUGCAGCAGGUAAAAAGGCUAAGGCAGAUGAUGCAGCAAUCGCAGCAUUCAGAGCUUCUUUGACCAAAUUAGGAGAUGUCUAUGUAAAUGAUGCUUUUGGUACAGCACACAGGGCACAUAGCUCAAUGGUUGGUGUAACUCUCCCUAUUAGAGCUUGUGGGUUUUUGAUGAAAAAAGAACUGGAGUACUUUGCUAAAGCCUUAGAGAGCCCAGCAAGACCAUUCCUUGCUAUACUUGGAGGUGCUAAAGUAGCAGAUAAGAUUCUGCUUAUUGAAAAUUUGCUGGAGAAGGUAGAUGAAAUGAUUAUUGGAGGUGGAAUGGCAUUUACCUUCCUUAAAGUUAUGAACAACAUGGAGAUUGGAAGCUCCUUGUUUGAUCAAGAUGGAGCUAAUAUUGUUAAAAAGAUUGUAGACAAGGCAAAAGAGCGCAAUGUGCAACUACAUUUCCCCUGUGAUUUCAUCACUGGAGAUAAGUUUGCUGAGGAUGCUAAAACAGCCACAGCAACUGUUGCCACUGGUAUUCCACAAGGAUGGAUGGGACUUGAUGUAGGAUACAAAUCUAUUGAAGAUUUUUCAAUUGUGAUUGACAGAAGCAACCUUGUCUUGUGGAAUGGACCACCAGGAGUGUUUGAGUUUGAGAGCUUCUCCACUGGAACCAAACAAAUGAUGGAUGCUGUUGUACGAGCUACUCAGAGGGGAGCUGUUACAAUUAUUGGUGGAGGUGAUACAGCCACUUGUGCUAAAAAAUUCAACACUGAGGAGAAAGUCAGCCAUGUGAGCACUGGAGGUGGUGCUAGUCUUGAAUUAUUGGAAGGUAAAAUUUUGCCUGGUGUUGAAGCCUUGUCUCCCCCAUCCUAAGCAUCACUGCACCAGAACCAGAUCAAUAUUUUAUUCAUCAGCUCACUAUUACAAUAACAAGACAAAUAUUAGACUAAAGCCGUGAUGUGCUUCAUAAUCUUGAAUAUUUUUGUCUUAUAAAUCUAUUAUAGGUAUUUAAUUUUUUUAGGGUUUAGUAAAUAGUUUUCAUCAUUUUAUUUUUACAUGUUUAGUAUAUCAUCUGCCACUAUGAUCUGAUGUAUCUAUCAUAGAGAUUUUAAUUUUGACAAAUUAAAAUGAACCCAUGCACUAUCCUCAAGUGUAUUUGUAUGUUGUUUCAUUUUAACAACUAGCUAAAAAUAAAAAAAAAUUAACUUGUCUUAUGGUGUAAUAAAUGUUUUCUAUAUAUUUAAAUCACAAUUUUCUCAAUAUGUUUUUAAUAAACCUAUUGUUUGAUAUC